Fusarium tjaetaba is the source of this 909-nucleotide messenger RNA. Its product is annotated as phytanoyl dioxygenase. NCBI's taxonomy places the organism in Eukaryota, Fungi, Ascomycota, Sordariomycetes, Hypocreales, Nectriaceae. The transcript has 2 exons. The record is from RefSeq and is a predicted model, not a curated record. Bases 1 to 909 code for a protein of 302 amino acids.
AUGGAGAGAAAGCCUGAGGCCCCUAACUCCAUUAUCAUCAACCGGGAGACCGGCGCAGCCAAACGACUCGGCGAAAAGGCACCAGUCACUCGCCAUUUACAGAAGCUGAUCGAUGAAACAGUCUCAAAUGGUUACGUUAUAAUCCCCAACGCUUUUACCGACGCCGAAGUCGAUGAAGCGAACACAGAGCUACGACGUCUUGCGUCUAGCCCGGAGGCCGGCCCGGCCGUGUCGGGAGGUCGCAACAGGUUCGAAGGGCUGAGAACGAACCGUAUCUACGCUCUACUCAAUAAGUCCAGAGUGUUUGACAAAUUCGCACUCCAUCCUGAUAUUCUGGGUCUCAAUGAGCAUUUUCUGGACCAAGGCUUUCUUCUGAAUGCAUUUCAUAGCAUCAACAUUCAACCGGGAGAAGAGCCUCAAACGAUUCAUCACGAUGAUGGCUUUAUCACGAUACCACGUCCACAUCGCCCCUUUGGGACCGCAAUUAUGGUUGCACUAGAUUCUUACACGAAAACAAAUGGCGCUACGGUCGUUGUUCCAAAGUCGCAUACGUGGGACUCGAGUCACGUCCCGACACCAGAGGAAGCGCAGCCUGUUAUUAUGGAAAAAGGAAGCGUGGUUUACUUUCUAGGUACGCUGUGGCAUGGAGGGGGCAAGAAUGUGUCGGAGAAAGAGCGGAGAGCACUCACGGUCCAGUAUUGCCAGCCAUGGGUCCGUCCGCUGGAGAAUCAGAUCCUUGCGGUAGAUUGGGAGAAGCUGAACGAGAUUCCGCCUCGUCUAGUCGACAUGCUGGGAUAUCAGGUCGGGGCCCCUUUUGUAGGCUAUGUAGAUGGGAUCAGCCCCAGAAGGGCCGUUGAACGGAAGAUGAGGACGAAGCAAAUGGUCGAUAGGUAUAAGACCAAGCUUUGA